GUCGCAUUAGCCAAUGAGCGGCCGGCGAUGUGUGUGUUGUGCGGCUGCUGUGCUGGGCUGCUACGAGCGAGUUUAAGCAGCUAGUAUGGCGGAGGAGGGCACUUUGCUCGACUUGGAGGGUCUAGGCAAACAAUUACAGUCACUCGUAAGCUCUUAUUCAAGUGACGAGUUGCGGGGGGACAGCAAAACGUUCUGUUCGGAGUAUUGUAAGCUGGUAGAAGAGUACACCUCUCGCUGGCAGACGCCACUCCCUCAACUCAGGAUCCUUGAGGCAGCGCUGUGCCACUUCACUCGGGCCUCAUCCUCCUUCCCAUCAAGCUGCGAUCACGUACUUCACACACUCAGUAGUUUGGCCUUGAGUGUUUUUGAGUUGCUGCUUUUCUUUGACGAGCUGGACUUCCACAAAGACCCAUUGAAACACUUCUCUGUUAAAUUCCAGGAAUGUCAUUUUGCCCUUGAAAGGCAUCAGAAUGUUCACUUACUUCAGGUUGAGCCUUUGGUUCGUGCAGGAGGUGCUUGGGCCAGUACAACCUUGAAGGAAAUACUCAGGGAAUCCAGUUUACCUCAGAAUGAAGUGGACAGGUUCCUCAGCUCUGAGCUGCCAGUAUUCUUGGAGCUACGGGUGCGCUACCUUAUAUCUUGUGAGCGUGUCAGUGAGGCUUUAGCCCUGGCCAAGUGUUGUAUUCGUCAUCCGACGGCAGGGAAACACUUCUUCUUCCUCCAGGUUUACCUCACAUGGCUUUACAAGACACAGCGUGAUCAGCUGCUUAAAGAGGUGGGUGAAAAAAGUAUAGCAGUAAGGACGUUUCUUCUCAGCUGCCAUUCAGCUGUGCUGUUGAUUAUUUUGUCUUUUAACUCUAACCUGAAAUGUUUCUCACAGGUGGUUGACCUUAGCGUUAAAGAUGCAGUACACAUCAUUGUUAGUUUAGAGUAUGAGGAAACAAAUGAUCUGUUGUUAGCCCUGUGCCAGGUGUUCCUUUCCCAACAACUUGGCAGGGGUGACAUGUACUAUUUAUGGGAGCUUGUUUUUGUGUGGAGCAAACUUCACAAUCGGCUGAAUACUUCCAAACAAGCUUUUCUUGAGGAAAGUCGUCGGCUUAUGCUGUCUGCUACCAAUGUCUAUUCAAUUUUCCCAUUUGUCAGAGUUGUAAUACAAGAGCUGGGUGGAGAUGGGGUCCAGUUUUGUGUGGAGCUUUGUGCAGAUGCCUUGAAAUCUUGUCUCCCGUGUGAUGUUAUCACCAAGUCGCUGAUUUGUAAAACUAUUGCUGGCCUGCUUCCCAACGAUCUGGAAGUGUGUCGGGCAUGUGCCCUCAUCGUCUUUUUCUUGGAACGUACUGUGGAAGCCUACAAGAUGGUGUAUUCGCUCUAUAUGCUUCCAGAUCAGGACUACCACGUCGAGCAUAGCCCCAUCAGAAAUCAAAUCCGAUUUGAAACACUGCAGGUCUUGAAGAAAGACCUUUACUUUGACCCAGAGUUUUGGAAUCUCAUUGCUUUGCGGACCAAUUGUUUGAAACUGAUGAGUGAGAAAGUGGUUGAUGCUGCCCUCAAAGAAAUCAUGGAGGAACCAUGGGUCCCAAACUACUCUGCGAAAGAGAUUUCAUUUGUGCAAAGCACGUCAACAGGAGAAGAUGACAAAGGAACAGCAAAAAAGCCCCAUCAUAAUGAUGGCAGACAUAAAGAAAUUAGCACUGUGGAGGCACCCAAAAAACUUAAGUUGGACCAAGGCAAAACGCGACUGAAUGUUGGCAACGCUGUGAAAAAAAAGGGCAACCACAGGUCAAAAUUUACAAAGGAAGCAUCUCAACCUUUAAGGCGCUCAUUUUGGCAGCUUGACAGGAUACAUGACAGAGGGUCUGGGCAACUAAGACGAGUUACCCGAUUGUCUGAAAAAGAUCCUCCAAAACGGAGGAUUCAAAAACCCAAAUGGCUACUGGAAGAUUCUGGUAAUCUGCAAGAGUCAAAGCUUAGGAAACAUGGUUUGAAACAUCGAAGGGUCCAUCAGUCGUCUGCCUUGAAGAGGUCGGAAAUUGUUCAGCUCCAGAACAGCACACAACCCAAGGGGGCUCAAAACUCUUGUACCAAGCAUGAGAGAGAAUUUCCUUUGGAAGCUAUAGAACCAGCUUCUGCUCCACAAGUAAUUCUGGAGCUGUCGCUACCCGACAAUGAGCUGUUGGGAACGUUCAUUGACGAUUGCAACAGACAGAAAGUCUGUCCUCCAAUGCUCUUUUAUAAACCAACACUAAAGCUUCCUGACCCCUCCCAUCCUGUAAAGGUGUUGCAUGGAAAAGAGGUCAUCCUAAGAGCAAGGGAUGCAACUAUGCUUGUGCAGCUCUUGCACUGUUAUGCUCGCAGGCCCAAAGGAAAGGGUAAUGGGUCAAAUAUUCAUGGAUCCGUAUCAACAAUCACACGCUCUUCUGCUCAUGGGAGUCCCCCCAAAGAGCCACUGAGAGUGCUUUGUGAGAAACCUAAUGCUGAGACAAGGGGUGGUUUAAACUCUGACGAUGCAGUUGCGACUGAACGUCCAGAACCAUCAAUCUCAGUUUUACAGUUGUCAGCAAAAGAGCUUCUAGAAAAGACAGAUAUUAAAAAAGCGGCUCCUUUGAACAAAUUAGUUAUAUUAAAAGGAACAGAAACUCAAAUUGUAGGUAAAAAUCAUCAUUCGCAAAGCACAGACAAAGUCCAUACCACAGUUAAAUCCCUAGAACUCUCUGAAGAAUCUUCUGUUGAGAUGGUGACUUUUGCUUCACAAAGCCCAGCAGUAGGGAAAGUCACGCAACAGCCAACCACAGCUUCCACUGAGUUUUCUCAGACCUUUAAUACACAAAGCAGUCAAAUAGAAGCUACUGAAUACAACUUGCCAGUGUCCAGUACAUUAACUAAUGAAAACCCCGACUCUCCAUGUCACAUGCCUCUCCAAGUUAGACAAGCUCUUGUAAACACAGAUGGGGAACAACAGCCAAAACCACUUAUGUCUCAUUCUGAAAAUGACAAAAAAAUUAUUGACAAGGCCAAAGAUGCUUUGAGGGUUACACAACACGAACAUUCUAAUCAUAUUAAUGAUAUUUCAGCCUUGGUAACAGAGAGAGUCACUCAGUUUCCUCCUGUUGAACUUCAAGACAUGGAGAAUCACAAAGAACCUGCAGACACUCGCUCCAAGGAAUCAGUGCUUCAAAAUGAAAGCAAUGUUGCAAAUUCCUCCAGUCAUACAGUGCCAAAACCCGCCACCACUGCAUAUAUGCAAGGAAAUGAACAAAAAAGGCCAGCCGCUGACAGUGUUGGUGACUUUGAGGACAAUGAAAUGAUAGACACACAGGAAUCCUACUUGGAGUAUUGCUGUACUACUGAUCUUCCUCGAGCCAUGGAGAAUCACAAACAGCCUACAGACACUCGCUACAAGGUAUCAGGGCUUCAAAAUAAAAGCAGUGUUCCAAAUGCCUCGAUUCAUAUAGUGCCAGAACCAGCAACCACUGCAUAUAUGCAAGGAGAUGAACAAGAAAGGUCAGCAGUUGAUGACUACUUUGAGGGCAACAAAACAAUAGAAACAGAGGAAUCAAAAUUGGAGUAUUGCUGCACUGCUGAACUUCCUCGAGCCAUGGAGUGUUACAAACAACCUAUAGACGCUCACUCUAAGGAAUUAGUGCUUCAAAAUAAAAGCAAUGUUGCAAAUGCCUCCAGUCAUUCUGUGCCAGAACCAGCAACCACUGAGUAUUUGCAAGGAAAUGAACAAGAAAAGUCAGCCGUUGAUGACGGCAAAACGAUAAAAAAAGAGGAAUCCAAAUUGGAGUAUUGCUGUAAUGCGGCACUUCCUCGAGACAUAGAGAAUCCCAAACAACCUACACAUAUUCACGCCAAGGAAUCAGUGCUUCAAAAUAAAAGGGAUGUUGCAAAUGCCUCUAGUCAUAAAGUGCCAGAACCAGCAAUCACUGCAUAUAUGCAAGGAAAUGAACAAGCAAGGUCAGCCGAUGAUGACGGUGAUGAUGAUUUUGAGGACGAUGAAACAGUAGAAACGGAGGAAUCCAAAUUGGAGUACUGCUGUACUUUUUGUCAGAAAGAUUUUAAGGGCAGACGUGUGGUAAUACAUGCUAUGUUCCAUUUCCGUAAGGAUGAGUGUAUGUUUUGUGGGACUAUGUUCAAAGAUGACCUCCUGGCCAUGAUGCACCUGUCUGAUCAUAUUGAGAAGCUCAAAAGAAGUAAGGAGUUAGCCAGUAACAAAGCACAACAAGAGUGUGUGUCAGAAACCAAAGAUGUAUCCCAAUCCAAGACCUCUGCCAAAGAUAAUUCUCCCAACAGGCUGUCUGACCAUCACAUAAGUAGGAGGCUGAGGAAGUCCUCAAUCUGCAAUAAAUCUGUUAGCCAUCCAGAGGCACACUUACUAUUAAAAUCCAGAAAUUUACGAUCAAAUGACAAGCCAGUUGAUGGUUGCUUUGUACAUAAAAACUUACAAAAUGAGUGCAAUGACAGCAAAUUUCCUGAAAGCAAGGUAAAUGGGCAUAUUGGCAAAAAUAGUCAACUUGACCAAAUGAAACAGACCACUUCAAAAGCUGAAGACAAGCAGAGACAUCCUCCACACAGCACUAUUAAAGACAAAGCAUGCAACCCCAAGGUGAAUCAUGUGAUGCCCAAAUCUUGUGAGUCCUUUGCAUCAUCGGUACAGAAGAGGAAACUCAUUGAAUGUUCUAAGGAUGGUGUAAUUAAGGACAGGAAAAAGGUUAAUCAGGACAAAAGGGUAGAGCCUAUAGAGAAAGUAGACUGUCCAGCAGAUGGCUGUACUUGGUCUACAGACCUUUGUAAAAACCGUGUUGCACUCCUCUACCAUGCUCUGGAGCAUCACUACGGUGACACGAAACCUUUAGAGCUGUCGUUUAAAGUGGCAAACAACAAAUGCAGUAUUUGUAUGAGGGUUUUAUGGAGUUUUGAACAUUUUCAGCAUCAUGUGGAAAGACAUUGGCUCAGUCCUCGGCAUCCCUGCCUUCAUCUGGGUUGUACUGCCAGGUUCAAAACCGGAAAUGAAAUGAGACGUCAUGCCAGAAAACACACUCCGCUGCAGGCUGUGUGCUGCUUGCCUGGUUGUUCUGAACUUUUUAUUUGUCUCUGGGCAUUGAACCUACAUGAAAGAGAGCACUAUGCUUCCAAAUCUACCAAGCCCAAGCCAGUAAAGACUGUGGACCUGCAGACGGAUGAUAAACCAAACAGCAUGCAGGUAAAAGCUAGAAUCUCUGCUAUGAAAGGGACUUUGAGCCAGCCGACUCGUAAAUUCAGGGGGCAUGUAUCUCAUGACUCAACAGCAAAAUCCGUCAGUAAACCUCCUUCCAGUGUAAAAACAUCUCUAGUGAAAGAAGAGCUGAAAACAAGAAAUGAGUCCAAGCAUUCAAACAUUUUAAAGAAUCUCUGCAGCAAGGACACUACCACACUAUCAAGUAAUUAUAGUUUGAAUCUAAGGUUAAGAAAAGGUCAAACAACAAAGACUAAUCUGGUGGCUGCCAAAAGUCUGGAAUUACCGUUCUUUAGACGCAGGGGCAAAUUGAGGCAUAAAUUCAAGAAAAAGCAGGUCAAUGUGAACCAAACUGAAAUGGUCCCAAAAAGAAGAGGCCGUCCACGAAAGUCAAAAAAAGCAACGCAUGACAACAACACGACUAAGAGGCGAAAGGUUCAAAGUUUAAAGAGUGAAACUCUACAGCCUGAGACGGCACAGCCUCCAACGAUUAGCAACAAGUUAGAAAUGAAAGAAGAGCCCAAGCAUGUCAUUGAUGCUGGCAAGAUGACAGAAAUACCACACCAUAGUUUAAAGUCCAAAAGAUCAGUGAGUAUGAACACAAGGAGCGAUCGUGUUGAACAAAAGUUGUCCUCUGACAGACGCUCCCCUCUAACUGUGGCUUCUGGGAGUUCAGUCGAUCCUGCGCAUAAAUUAAGUGCUGCUAAUUUGACAAGGUGCAGUGCUUCAAAAGACAGUGACUCUUUAGGUGCCAAUAGGACAAAGAAGAAAAGGGUUACGCCAAUAAAAAGUUCUCACAGAGAGUCUGGAUUGCCAGCAACUUCAAGGGACCCUGCAAAGUCAACAUGUAUUGAUGUACCCCAGAGGUCUGACGAUGACAAGGAAAAGGUUGAGAAAACACGUUCAUCCCAAGGUAACCCUGCUGAUUAUGUUCCUUCUGCCACUGCAGUGAACACGAAGAAGAGUCUAAUUAGAAAUAAGAAAAUAGAAAAGGCACUUCAUUGGCAGAAUGGUAAAAAGAAAGUCAUGAAGAAAAAGUCAACUGAAGAACCUUCAGAUGGGACUAGUGAUGGCUCGAGUUCCACCAUGUCCAAUUUAAAGAGAAACUCAAAGCAAGAACCUUCAGAUGUAGCUAGUGAUGGCUCCAGUUCCACCAUGUCCAAUUUAAAGAGAAACUCAAAGCAAGAACCUUCAGAUGUGGCUACGGAUGGCACCAGUUCCACUACGUCCAAUUUAAGGAGAACGUCAGAGGAAGAACCUUCAGAUGUGACGAGUGAUGGCUCCAGUUCCACCAUGUCCAAUUUAAAGAGAAAGUCAAAGGAAGAACCUUCAGACAUGACUCGUGAUGCUUCCAGUUCCACCACGUCCAAUUCGAAGAGAGAGUCAAAGGAAAAACCUUCAGACAUGACUCGUGAUGGUUCCAGUUCCACCACGUCCAAUUUAAAGAGAAAGUCAAAGGAAGAACCUUCAGACAUGACUCGUGAUGCUUCCAGUUCCACCACGUCCAAUUCGAAGAGAAAGUCAAAGGAAGAACCUUCAGACAUGACUCGUGAUGAUUCCAGUUCCACCACGUCCAAUUCGAAGAGAAAGUCAAAGGAAGAAUCUUCAGACAUGACUCAUGAUGGUUCCAGUUCCACCACAUCCAUUUUGAAGAGAGAGUCAAAUGAAGAACCUUCAGACGUGACUCAUGAUGGUUCCAGUUCCACCACGUCAACCGUUCAGGCUGAACACACAGCACAUGAACCUACUUCAAAGUCAAAGGAUGUGGAGGUUAGGAGGAACAAAGCUACCAAAGGAAUUAAAAAAGGAGAAAUAAAGACUAGCAAGAAAAGACCACAUCCAGAUCAAAGGACUUCGACUAAAGUAGCAACUGAAUCUAAACCUGAAGCUCCAAACAGCAGUGAAGUGAAGGCCAGACAAGUGGACAACUGUGUUGGAGAGCAGGUACACAUAAACAAAACAUCUGAAUGUGCCAAAGGUAGACGCGGUCACAGUCUGAAGUCAAGGUUGGCAAAAAAGUAUGACAGAUCCACAUUGUGCAUGGACACACUGGCCGAGUACGGAAAGAAGCACAUCCGUGCGCCUCCCACGGCCUACCUCGACGAGAAGUUCACCACCAUGCCCAAAAGAAGGAAGGAGGCGGCGUUACCAUACGACAUGACCGCCUGGCCCGAGGAGGUGCUCGUCGUUGCCGCUCCACAGAGACAGCGGUGUGCCAAUUGCUUCACCACCUUCAACAGUGCAGAGGAGCUGCACAGUCACCGCCAACUCCAGCGCUGCUCCAGCCUCUUUGGCUUUGACUCUGAUGACGAGGGUAAAAGUUGAAUGACUUGACCUGAAUCCAAUUUGAGUGGACCUUGUGGAUGCAGAACUGACUGGCCUGUUGACCUAUAUAGAACGUGGUUGGAUGAUGGUUCACUGGAGCUCUUCAGGACUUAAUAAUGUAUAUAGAUGUUGAUGUACAGACCAAAAGCGUCACAAUGGUGACAUUUGUUAAUAAAGCCGAGGAGGUAACCAGUGAGUGAAAGACCUCCAGCAGCCCAGUCAUUUUUGAUGAACAGUUCGUACUGAAGUGCCUGCUCUGGAUCCACAGCUUCCAGCUGCUUCAUCUGUGUCGUUACGGACUCUUGACACAUGGCCAGAACUGCCGCAAGGAUACUCUUUCCCCAUCAGUAAGCCAUAAAAAGAGGAUUUGUUUGCCUUUGCACUCUUAUAAUCUACAGGUUCAUGCUAUUUUAACAUUUUAGAAUGAAAUGCAAGUUUAAUUUUCAACUAUUCUCGUUAUCUGUCUUUGGAGCUGCCAGUAGAGGUCAGUGUGCAACUCAACCUCAGGUGGCUGCAGUCUUACCCCAACCUAAGUUCUUUUUUUUGCAGAUUUGCUUCACACCGCAGGUCGUUUCAGAAAUACGUCAUUGAACAGGCCUGUGUGUGCUAUAAACAUUACCCUGUUGUCUUUCAGCCUUCCUUCAACGAAUAAGAAAGUUACCGCAGUUUUAACUGUUUGCAGGAAGCUGCAGCAGGUUCUAUUUAUUUUAUAUUUUGUAUUGUAAAUAUUAGGAGAGUUUCAAUUGCUUAUGUCAGGGUUGGUAGGAGCGCAGUUUAUAUUUGUUUUUGGAGAAAAUAAAACUUAUUUCACGUUA
This is a messenger RNA of Phycodurus eques (leafy seadragon), 8352 nucleotides long. RefSeq lists its product as uncharacterized. Gene Ontology annotation, cellular component: nucleus. Gene Ontology annotation, molecular function: DNA-binding transcription factor activity, RNA polymerase II-specific; DNA binding. The coding region runs from base 86 to 7537 and encodes 2483 amino acids. The record is from RefSeq and is a predicted model, not a curated record. The transcript is spliced from 9 exons. Gene Ontology annotation, biological process: regulation of transcription by RNA polymerase II. NCBI's taxonomy places the organism in Eukaryota, Metazoa, Chordata, Actinopteri, Syngnathiformes, Syngnathidae.